AUGCUGCAUGAAACUGCUAUUACAGAUUUUGCCAACCCUCAUGGAUUAGAUGCUAUCGACCUCAAUGAUGAUAUUGAAGAUCGGAGGCAAGAUAGCAUUCAACACUGGCAUUGGAAAGAGGAUGAGAUGCUGAUCAGUGCAUGGUUAAAUGUUUCAACUGACCCUAUAGUUGGUACCGAUCAAAAGGGGGAAACAUUUUGGAGUCGAAUUCAUAGCUACUGUGUAGAAUUUUGCUCCGACAUGACAAGGGGGGUAGUUGCAUGUAAGAAACGAUGGUAUAAGAUCAACAAGGCUAUUGCACAAUUUGCUGGUUGCUACAAUCAAGCUAGUCAAAACAUAAGGAGUGGUUCGAACGCUGAUGAUAUAAAGGAGUUGGCUUAUAAACUUUAUUCCACAAAUUAUGGUCAAAAGUUCACUUUUGAGAGGCAUUGGAACAUGCUUCGGUUGGAGCAAAAAUGGAGAAGGCAACUACCUACACAGAGUGGCGGCUCAAAGAGAACCAAGGUUAGUGCAACUGGAGCAUACUCAUCCUCAUCAAAUCCAGAAACACCGUUGGCUGACGAACCCGGUGUGGACUCUCCCGUUCGCCCACAAGGAUCAAAGAAGAGCAAGCGAAGAGGUAAGGGAAAAGCACAGAUGUCUGAAAAUUUUAGCGAAAGAAAAUCAUCGGUUGUCAAAAAAUUAUCUCUCAUGGAAGAUAUUAAGAAUGUUAGAGAAAAGGAACUAAUGGAAAGGGAAAAAGAAAGAGAAGAGGAGAAGGAACAUAGAGCAAAGAUGAUGGCAAUCAAAGAGAAGGAGAUACAAAUUCAAGCGGCAAUGAAAGAACAAGAAUUACAAACUCAGAGGUAUAUUAAAGAAAUGGAGAUAAAAGCAAAAGAAAGGGAAAUGGAUAUGCAAAUACUUAAUGCUGACACGUCUACAAUGAGUGAGAAACGACGAGCUCUUCAUGAGAUUGCAUGUGAGAAAAUAAUGGCCAAGUGGUUUACUUAA
Arachis stenosperma is the source of this 990-nucleotide messenger RNA. RefSeq names its product glutathione S-transferase T3-like. Lineage: Eukaryota; Viridiplantae; Streptophyta; Magnoliopsida; Fabales; Fabaceae. The transcript has 2 exons. Bases 1 to 990 code for a protein of 329 amino acids. The record is from RefSeq and is a predicted model, not a curated record.